Molecule: messenger RNA, 999 nt
Organism: Zootoca vivipara (common lizard)
Lineage: Eukaryota; Metazoa; Chordata; Lepidosauria; Squamata; Lacertidae
Gene: NPBWR1
Product: neuropeptides B and W receptor 1
Biological process (GO): neuropeptide signaling pathway
Cellular component (GO): neuron projection; plasma membrane
Molecular function (GO): neuropeptide receptor activity; neuropeptide binding
Source: RefSeq, a predicted model, not a curated record
AUGGAUAAUUUUUCCUCCCAGCCCAACUUCAAUGCUUCCUGUACUGAUGUGGAUUUUGGUUGCUAUGGGACAGGACAACAUGUACACAACAUGACAGCUCCGCAGCUGAUUCCUAAGUUCUACAUUGCCGUACCCAUCAUCUACUCUGUGAUCUGUGCUGUUGGGCUCACUGGAAACUCUGCAGUCAUUUAUGUCAUCCUAAAAGCUCCCAAAAUGAAGACCGUCACCAACAUUUUCAUUCUGAACUUGGCCAUUGCUGAUGAGCUCUUCACGUUGGUACUUCCUAUCAACAUAGCAGACUACCUGCUGCUUCAGUGGCCCUUUGGCGAAUUCAUGUGCAAGCUGAUCAUCUCCAUCGACCAGUACAACACUUUUUCAAGCAUUUAUUUCCUAACAGUCAUGAGCAUCGAUAGAUACCUGGUAGUGGUUGCCACCAUCAAGUCAAAGAAAAUGUGCUAUCGCACCUACAGGGCCGCCAAGACAGUGAGUCUCUGUGUCUGGGUUUUUGUCACCAUCAUCAUAUUGCCAUUCAGUAUCUUUGCCAAGAUACACACUGAAGAGGGACGAUCCCAGUGUGUCUUUGUCUUUCCCAGCCCAGAGGGAUUCUGGUGGAAAGUGAGCCGCCUCUACACCCUGAUCUUGGGUUUUGCCAUCCCGGUGUCUACCAUCUGCAUCCUGUACAGCACCAUGCUCUUCAAACUGAGGCGUAUGCGGCUCCACAGCAACGCUAAAGCUUUGGACAAAGCGAAAAAGAAAGUGACAAUAAUGGUGCUGAUCAUAUUGGGCGUUUGCCUGUUCUGUUGGACCCCUUAUCACCUGAGCACUGUGGUCGCCCUCACCACAGACAUCCCACAAACCCCUCUGAUAAUUGGAAUCUCCUAUUUCAUCACCACCUUGAGCUAUGCUAACAGUUGCCUCAACCCAUUCCUUUACGCCUUUUUAGAUGAUACUUUCCGGAAGAGUUUCCGAAAGUUGGUUGAAUGUGGAACUCCGUCAUAA